Messenger RNA from Vigna unguiculata (cowpea), 2727 nucleotides. RefSeq lists its product as uncharacterized. The record is from RefSeq and is a predicted model, not a curated record. NCBI's taxonomy places the organism in Eukaryota, Viridiplantae, Streptophyta, Magnoliopsida, Fabales, Fabaceae.
UCUAGGAGACUCUGUCACUCCACCUAAAAUCCAAUCCUCGGUUGGUAAAAGGAGGAAGAAGGAACCAAAAUUAGGUUUUGAGAUUGCAAGAUAUCAAAAAGGUUUUCGCCGUCAACACAUAAAACCUCAAUCAUCCUCUUCCAACCACCACAAUCUCUCUCUCUCUCUCUCUCUCUCUCUCUCUCUCUCACUCUCAAUCUGUCUCCGCCGCCAUGUCUUCUCCCUCCGUUGCUGAUUCUGUUUCCUAUGCAUCCCCCAAAGCCAAAUCCCUAACUGAACAACGACCCAUCACUGGCGACAAAAGUGCUUCUGAUCUUAACCCCUCCCACCAAAGUGAGGGUUUGUGGACGCGGAAUCAGCGGAAGAGACAAAAUGCCUACCUGAGGAGAGAGGCGAAGAGGCAAAAGGCCAUCGAACAUUUUUCAUCAAUGAGAAAAGAUACAGAGGAAAAAGAAAAAGGAGAUAUUGUGCCUCCCUCUACAAAGUCUGCUAGGCUUCAGGACAAGGAAUUUGAGUCCAGACUUCCCAUUCGCGAUGAUCGUCAUGUGCGUCACACCUAUCAGACCCGGUCAUCUGAAUACGGAGGUAGAGUGCACGGUGAUAGACACAUACCAUCUUCUGCACCUGUCAUUUCUAAUGCAUCAAGUCCACCUGAUAUUUCCAAGGCUACUUCAGUGGUACAAACUUCGUCAUCAUUCUCUGAGAAGACACCACUACCUAAACCAGCUCUAGUGUCACCAGCACCAUUGCAACCACCAGAUAAGACAUUAAGUGAAAAGUGUAAGGUUGACUACCAUAGGCCACGAAUGUUGGAGCAAGACAAGAAUGAUGAGAAACAUCUGAAGAAUAAGAGGGUAUGUGAAGAAUUAGUACGAAUGAUACAUGGAAAACAGAGUGCCCAGGUUCGUGUCUCUCAAUUAAAAUUAGAAGAUCAUCCUAAGAAAGUUCAGAAGUCUAAAAAAAACAGAUGCUCCACACAAGAUAUUGCCUCUGGGUUUAUGAAUGAUAACAACACGAGGGGCAUACAGCUACACAGUAAUGUAGAAAAUAUUUCUGAAGUUCCAGCUGAAGUUCCUGAAGGGAAAAGCAUGAAGAAAAGAGGUAAAUACAUGGGAACUAAUGAUGGUUCAAAGCAACCCGCAAACAGUGUGUCUGUUAGAAAUGACUUGGGUGAUGUUAAAUCUGAGUCACAAUUUGUUCACAAGAGUAAUGUGGCUGGGAGAAACCAUUUGUCAAAUCCAAGGCACAGACGUGAUGACCACAUUUUGCGCAGAGAAGAUAAGCACAUUUCGCCCAGUAAAGACAAGCACAUUUUGCGCAGGGAGGAUAAGCGAGCUGUGUCUGGAAAGCUCUUGCGGCCUCGAAGACUUAACCGAUCUGACAUCAAUACCAGGUCAAAAGCAAAAAGAGUUAAAGGAGGGGGUUUUUCAUGUAAAGCUUGCCGUGUCCACAAUUUGUCAAAACAUGAUUACUACUCGCAUAUUAAUGGGUCUGUUCACUUCCGUAAAGUAAAGUAUUGUCGUAGAAGGGUAGCCUGUCUCAAGCAGGCUGUGUCUGAUGCAAUUAAUAAUCAAGUUCAACGAGGUGAUGGUAAUAGUGUACUUUUUGCUGAGCUCCUGACGACUGUACUAUCUAAACAAUUUACAGCACACACAUCUGUGGAUGGACAAAGUUAUAUACCUCGGUUGUUGCAAAAUCAAGUAUCAAACAUCAAAGCAUGUGCUAAGAUACCAGCACCCACAACUAUGGCUGGACCAAGUUCUUAACCCCAGUUAUUGCAGACACAGGCACCAGAAAUCCAGCCACAUGUUGAGAUUGAAGAUUCUUCCGGCAAAACAAAAACUGAGCUGGCAGCACCCACAUCUAUGGCUGGACCAAGUUAUGAAGCCCAGUUGUUGCAGUCACAAGUAUCAGAAAUCAAAGCUCGUGUGGAGAUGGAAAAUCCUUCCCGUGAAGCAAAACCUGGGCUUGUGGUAGCUGCUGAGAUAUUGCCUCCCCCAUUUAUGACUGGACCAAGUUGUGAACCCCAGUUGAUGCGGACACAAUUAUCAGAUACCAAAGCUCAAGUAUCAGAAAGUAAAAAACAUGUUGAGAUAUAAAAUCUUUCAGACGAAACAAAAACUGUUGCCUGUCCCACUGAGGUAAAAAAAACUAAGGCAGGUGCAACUGUCAGCCCUCAAAGUGGAGAGGGUUCUGAAAGUAAACAACAGCUGUAAAAUUUCCUCAAGAUGGUUCAGCUGUAAACUAAACGACAGGGUUCUGUAAAUUUUCCGAAUAUGUAGCUCCCAUUGCUUGGUAGGACUAAAGAAUACUCAACAAUUCUCUCCCGCACUUCAAUUUUUUCAUUUUCGGGGGUUUAAAGAUAUUUACAUACAUUGUUGGGAUAUGAAUUGUAUGAAUUUUGCCAGUCAAUGCAAUUUUAGGAUAUCCCAAAAGUCCAUGUAGUCACUGCAAUGUGCACAACUCUGGGUGAAACGAUAUUCCAGUUGGACUGAAAAGAGAUUUAUAUCGGUCAGAGAUUUUGCUGUUGGGCUGCUGAAAAGACAUUUUUUAUGGAUCAGUCAUCGGUUAUUCACGUGUGUAUAGAUCUUCAUGUUACGCCGAGCAAAUUUCGAUUACCCAACCAGUUCUAAAGAGUUAAAAGAUAAUGGAUGGUAGACUAGAAAAUGAGAUUUGGUUUUUGAAACUUUAUUAAGCUUAUGACGAUAUCUGUCAAGGUUUUAGUCA